UUGUCGUCCUUGAAUGCAUCUCACGUCACGCAAAUGGCCGACGUUGUAAACAGAGCCGCAAUUUUGAGGCCAGCGUCCAAACAUCUUCAACGAUGAACAACAUCGAAUGUGAACGCCCUGACAGCCUGGAUGAAUGGGUGGCGGUCAAAAGUAACAUAUUCGAAGAAGCCGAUGUGUUUAAACUGGGUUUUAUCGUCCAGUGGAACGUCAUCGAGUGUAGGUUCGCUGUCACCUGCCACAACAGGACAUUACAACGGCGGAGGCGCAAAGAAGAAUUUGGCGUGACGGGGGAGCAUCAAAGCAGCUGGGCCGGACUCUUUUCCGUGAGCGAUCUAAAACACAUCCAUCAGCAGCUGACAUGUGUCGGCGAUGUGUUGGCGGCUUGCUUUCCCGACUUGUCCGAGUUCGAAGAUGGCAGCAUUUGGGAUGUGCUCUUCCCAAGUCGGAAGUACGCUUCGGACGACGAGUGGAGGGACUCGGACGCGCCAUGUCGGAAGCUGGAAAAAUAUUUCAGCACCGCCAUCGACGUUUGCGGGAGGACUAUAGUACUCGACACGCUUUUCUCCCAGGAUGCGCGUGACGUGGAAGACUACUUUGAGAAUCUCCAAGAGUUCAAGAAGAAGAGCAUGCACGACGAGAUGUCAAGGUCGAAAGGUCACCUGCGGCAGCUGCUGCAAAGUCAUGAUGGUGCAGACCGGAUGGUCACCCUGCUGGCUAUCUACGCACAAGAGGAUGAGGCCUACCAAGAUCUGGUCACUGUGGCCACCACCUUCUUCCAGUAUCUGCUGCAGCCUUUUAGAGACAUGCGAGAGCUGGCUAGCCUCUACAAAAUGGAGAUUCUGAAAUCGCUGGAGUUUGAUGACUUGGGUCCCAAGAGGAUUGAAGCUCUGGAGAGAGAGGCGGAGGAGUGGAGGGCCAAAGCGGAAGAUGCAGUCACCUCAAUUCAGGACAUCACAGUCACCUACUUUGCACAGACUUCCAAGGCCCUAGCUGGUAUGGUGAAGCAGAUGGAGGAGGAUAAGCGCCGCUUUGGAGCCGCCGCGUGGGCUUCUGCGGCCCCUCGACUGGAGAAAUUGCGCUUCCUACUGGCCAAAGAAUCACUGCAGCACAUGAGAUCAACAGAGAUGUGUUUGAACAGCAAGAAAGCCAGCAUUAAAAAAGAGUUUGUCAACUUGAUUGGCAGAGACCAGAGCCGGUCAGCAGAUGUUGGUUCUGAGUCUGAGCAAGGCCAGGAGCAGGACUCUGUUGACCGACUGGAGUUUAAGUUCUACGAAACCCAGUUGGAAUUGUACAACACCAAGUUUGAGAUUCUGAAAAACGAGGAGCAGCUGCUGGUGACUCAAACGGACACUCUGCGGCGUCAGAUUAGAGAACUAAAGGAGGAGGUGGUGUAUUAUGAUGUGUGUGAGGAUCAAGAGGAGCUUCAUAGCAUGGUCCACACAGGACUUCAACACACGGAGUCCCCGGCCAUCCGUCAACUUCGAAGACGUCUGCAGAACCUGGAGAUCAAGAGGGGCAAUAUCUGUGCUCGGCGAGCUUACCUGCGCAACAAAAAGGACCAGUGUGUGGAAGCCCACAAGCAGAAGCAGCUUACAGCCGAGCACAGCUCCAUAGUCUUUGCCCAGCAUCAUCACGUCCACUUGAAAAGAGAGAAGAGGAAAGAGGAGGAGCAGAGGAGGAAGCAGUGGGUGGACCAGGAGCGAGAGAAGACUCUGAACAGAUUACGAUCCUUCAGAGAGAAGCGACAGGGUCAGUAUGUCCUGAAGUCCCGGUGGUCCCCCACAGAGUCAUCCCAGCCACUUUCCAUCAUCAGCCUUGGCCCACCUCCCUCCUCUGAUGGGCUUCCAUCCAUCCGCCCUGCACCAAAACGCAAAACAUUUGCUGUCAAACCGGAGCCUCAAGACAUGCCAAUCCAAAUUCACUCAUCACCGCCACCUCCACCUAAAAACAGCUCGACGGUAGCCACGACACCACCGCCACCUCCACCUCUUCCUCCCCCGCCACCACCCCCUCCUCCAUUCAGCACUUCCUGUCAGGACAAACCAAUGGCGCUCAUGGACCAAGAAGAAUCUAAUUUUCCAGCCAAGAGCACUCUCACACAAAAUAUAGGAACCAUGGAUGAAGUAUUAGCCUCACUGCAACGUGGACAGAUCCAGCUUCGAAAGGCUGUCGGACCCAGGACGCCUUCCUCCAUCACAGACCCGAGAAGCAGCUUGAUGUCGGCCAUCCGACAAGGAGUCAUGUUGAAAAAGGUGCUGCCGGCUCGCUCCGACGUGCACAGCGCCAGGCCAGACAACGAGCUGGAGCGCAGCAUCAAAGCCGCCAUGAUGAGGAUGAAGAAGGUGUCGGCCGACUCCGAUGACGACGACGACGACAAAGGAGAUGAGGACGGACAGAAUGGAGACUGGGACAGUUGAGGACGUCUACACAUGCAUACACACAGCUACUCUUCCAACACCUAUGCUGUUUAGUAGACCUAAGUUACAGCCAAAUUUGUGCAUGGAAGUUUGCCUAAAUUGUUUUUCUGUCAUCAUCAUCUGUUAGUCAACUUUUAAAUUGAAAUGUCACGAUCGGGAUUUGACUCUUCCCUUUGUAUUUGCAAACGAGGGGAUUUAAUAGAGUAGUAUGGAAAGCUGUUUGAGCUUUUGUUCCAUAGCCUUGGCAUCCAAUUGAAGGGGUCCAGUAGGGUUGCUACUCGGUCAUGAAACCGCUUAGCCAUUGUGGCUAAAAAGAAUAAAUAUCUCUCAAUCGCACUUGAGUCAGAUUAGCUACAUCUCAUUUAUGAUUCACAUUUAUGUUUUGCCUUGCAGAGAUGUAGCCCAGAUAAAACAAACACUUCAGGAAUAUGUACUUUCCACUUCCAAGUUAUUAUCAAUAAGGAAGUGGCAUUUGUACUCUAUUACCAUAGCUGUCUUUUCAAUUUUGCACAUAUUGGACAUUAAUCUUCCAGCAUUAUGUAUUUCGAUAAAAAAAACAACACACACUUUGAAACACGUGUUGGACUAUGUUUUUUUUUUAUUUAACAUUUAUUUCCAACACAUUGAAAUGUAAUCAUUACUUUAGUGUAUUUUUAUUUUCCUGUAAUCAAGAAAAGCAAUCAUGAUUGAACUGUGCAUACUGUUAGAAUAGUACAUUCACACUUUUUUUUUUAACUAGUUUGAUGUUGGUCAUUAGGGUUGUACUUGGAACGCUAGAGAAGCUCUGCCUUAGUUCAGUGUUGGAUGUUCAUUAAAUUGACAGUAUUAUUAUUAGAGACAUCCUUUGUGAUGUCUGUAUCGCAAUUUUAAACCCUUGGAACCUACUAUUUCAACUAAAUUACCCAUUAGUGACCAGUGUAUUAGUAUGUACAUAUAAACAUUAACCAGGAGGUUGAAUAAAAGUUCAAACAGCUUUCCAUGGAAAAACUAUGCAGCAUUCGUACUGUAUGGCCUGAAUUCAAUUAUUAGUUACGCAAAGCUACUAUUCUUCUUGCUCUUAUUGUAUGUUUUUGUUUGCUGUUCUCCAGUAUUAUAGGAAUGUAAUAGAAAAUGAUGACCUCGUCUAAGGCACAUUACUUACUGUAGAACUUUCUGAGCUAAGGAAAAAAGAAAAAACACCGCCAUACUAAAAGGUUGCACAGAUAGAAUCUGCAGUGAUAACCUGACUUACCAGUGCCGAGCUCCUAACUUUGCUUAUAUAAUAUUUCACUUAGCCCAAGGUCAUGAAUUUGUAAUGUGAUGAGCUGCUGCCAUUUUUUGGGGAAAAUAUUUUUGAUGCCGCAAUGAUUGUAUGACAGUCAUGUGAAGUUGGUUGUUUAAAUAAAUCUAACCUGUACCGCUGA
Syngnathus typhle (broad-nosed pipefish) is the source of this 3820-nucleotide messenger RNA. RefSeq names its product WASP homolog-associated protein with actin, membranes and microtubules. NCBI's taxonomy places the organism in Eukaryota, Metazoa, Chordata, Actinopteri, Syngnathiformes, Syngnathidae. Bases 93 to 2417 code for a protein of 774 amino acids. Gene Ontology annotation, cellular component: endoplasmic reticulum-Golgi intermediate compartment membrane; cytoplasm. Gene Ontology annotation, molecular function: Arp2/3 complex binding; actin binding. The transcript is spliced from 11 exons. The record is from RefSeq and is a predicted model, not a curated record. Gene Ontology annotation, biological process: endoplasmic reticulum to Golgi vesicle-mediated transport; Arp2/3 complex-mediated actin nucleation.